CCCUCCCUCCCGCCGGCCGGGGUGCGCGGGCAGCGGGGCGGCCCUCGGGCCAUGCGUUCGGUGCGGCCCAGCCCGGCCGGCCGGGGGCAGCGCCCCGAGCCCGGGCCCCGCUCGGCCCGCGCCCCCGGCCCCCGCUGAGCCCCAGGGACCCCGCCGUGGCCGAGGCCAUGUUCCCCGUGUUCCCUUGCACGCUGCUGGCCCCCCCCUUCCCCGUGCUGGGCCUGGACUCCCGGGGGGUGGGCGGCCUCAUGAACUCCUUCCCGCCACCUCAGGGUCACGCCCAGAACCCCCUGCAGGUUGGGGCUGAGCUCCAGUCCCGCUUCUUUGCCUCCCAGGGCUGCGCCCAGAGUCCAUUCCAGGCCGCGCCAGCGCCCCCACCCACGCCCCAGGCCCCGGCGGCCGAGCCCCUCCAGGUGGACUUGCUCCCGGUUCUCGCCGCCGCCCAGGAGUCUGCUGCUGCCGCCGCUGCGGCCGCAGCCGCCGCCGCCGCCGCCGCCGUUGCUGCGGCGCCCCCAGCCCCGGCCGCAGCUUCCACAGUGGACACAGCGGCUCUGAAGCAGCCGCCCGCACCCCCUCCACCGCCCCCGCCGGUGUCGGCGCCCGCUGCCGAGGCCGCGCCCCCUGUUUCUGCUGCAGCCACUGCCGUCGUAGCCCCAACCUCGACGGUCGCCGUGGCCCCGGUGGCAUCCGCCUUGGAGAAGAAAACAAAGAGCAAGGGGCCCUACAUCUGUGCCCUGUGCGCCAAGGAGUUCAAGAACGGCUACAAUCUCCGGAGGCACGAGGCCAUCCACACAGGAGCCAAAGCCGGCCGGGUCCCUUCGGGUGCUAUGAAGAUGCCCACCAUGGUGCCCCUGAGCCUCCUAAGCGUGCCCCAACUGAGCGGAGCCGGCGGAGGAGGGGGAGAAGCGGCUGCCGGCGGUGGAGCGGCCGCAGUGGCAGCCGGUGGCGUAGUGACCACGACCGCCUCUGGAAAGCGCAUCCGGAAGAACCACGCCUGUGAGAUGUGCGGCAAGGCCUUCCGCGACGUCUACCAUCUGAACCGACACAAGCUGUCGCACUCUGACGAGAAGCCCUACCAGUGCCCUGUGUGCCAACAGCGCUUCAAGCGCAAGGACCGCAUGAGCUACCACGUGCGCUCACAUGACGGCGCUGUGCACAAGCCCUACAACUGCUCCCACUGUGGCAAGAGCUUCUCCCGGCCGGAUCACCUCAACAGUCACGUCAGACAAGUGCACUCAACAGAGCGGCCCUUCAAAUGUGAGAAAUGUGAGGCAGCUUUUGCUACGAAGGAUCGACUGCGGGCGCACACAGUACGACAUGAGGAGAAGGUGCCAUGUCAUGUAUGUGGCAAGAUGCUGAGCUCGGCUUAUAUUUCGGACCACAUGAAGGUGCACAGCCAGGGCCCUCACCAUGUCUGUGAGCUGUGCAACAAAGGCUUCACCACAGCAGCAUACCUGCGCAUCCACGCGGUGAAGGACCAUGGGCUCCAGGCCCCGCGGGCUGACCGCAUCCUGUGCAAGCUGUGCAGCGUGCACUGCAAGACCCCUGCCCAGCUGGCCGGCCACAUGCAGACCCAUCUAGGGGCGGCCGCCCCCCCUACCCCGGGAGAUGCCCCCCAGCCACAGCCCACCUGCUGAGGGGGACCCCCGCACCCACCAGGUACCGGUGAGGUCUGUCCAGUGGCGGUGGCAGCAGCAGCAGCGGCAGCAGCAGCGGCAGCUGCAUCAGUGGCAGCCCCUCCCACAGCUGUGGGCUCCCUCUCUGGGGCUGAGGGGGUGUCUGUGAGCUCUCAGCCACUUCCCUCCCAGCCCUGGUGAACUCCUAGUUGGUGAUGGGGAGAGGGGAGAAUGGAGGAAAGCCCCUUGGUACCAUCUCCUCCCCACCCCACCCCCUUCCCACCAACUCCUCACUGCUUCCCCCACCACCCAAGGAGCCUCCUGAAGGAAAGGAGGAAGAAAUGUUUUCUUAGGGGAAUUCACUAGGUUUUAACAAUUUGUUUCUCCUGCUCCUUUCCCUCCCUAUCAAACCUGGCCCCACACACAUCUGUCCCCUUGGUUGUGUUGAAGCUCCCUGGACAGUGGGCAGGGGUGGCAGAGGACAGGAGUGGCCACUGCCCUCACCCCCUCUCCUCUCUGUAACCCCCUGCGCCCUGCCCUUCCGGGGAUUUGUGAGCCUUCUCCCUUGAUGGUCCUUCUUGCUCUCCUUCCAGUCCCCCCCCCCCCUACUGUCUGCUGCCCCUCCCUGGGGAGUUGGUGCUUUUUUUUUUUUCCAGGGGGAGGGAGGAGAGAAAGGAGGGGAAUCAAAGAUUCUGUCCUAGAGAGGGGAAAAGGUGAGAUUUGAGAAGGGGCAGAAGCAGGGAAGGCAAAGGUGUACCUUCUUCAUAAGGUGGGGUUGUUUAGGGUCAGGCCCUAAGCAUCAUCCUACUUAAGAAUCUGUCAGGGGAAAACAAGUCAAGGGGAGCAAAAGGAGCCACUUAGGCCAGAGGCAAGAUGAGAUGAAACCUUAGGAGGCCAGGGUAAAUAGGGGGAUCCAGGGACUAGAGGUGCUGCCUGGGGGUGGGGGGAAGGCAGCUGUGGUGUCUCCCCCUUUCCUCUUCCACCCCAGCUCCAGCCCUGGCCUUUUCAUCCCUCUCCCCUAAGAUAGAAGGUGUGGCCCUGGCCAUGUCAUCGUGUUCCUGUGUCCCCUGCAUGUUCUCUACCCUUCACCCCCUCCUCUUGGCGUGGAUCCCAUUACAAUAAAUUUUAAAUAAAAAUCUG
Messenger RNA from Molossus molossus (Pallas's mastiff bat), 2756 nucleotides. RefSeq names its product MYC associated zinc finger protein (gene MAZ). Gene Ontology annotation, molecular function: RNA polymerase II cis-regulatory region sequence-specific DNA binding; DNA-binding transcription activator activity, RNA polymerase II-specific. The coding region runs from base 168 to 1637 and encodes 489 amino acids. The record is from RefSeq and is a predicted model, not a curated record. NCBI's taxonomy places the organism in Eukaryota, Metazoa, Chordata, Mammalia, Chiroptera, Molossidae. The transcript has 6 exons. Gene Ontology annotation, cellular component: nucleus. Gene Ontology annotation, biological process: regulation of transcription by RNA polymerase II.